This is a messenger RNA of Clavispora lusitaniae ATCC 42720, 1311 nucleotides long. RefSeq lists its product as uncharacterized. Lineage: Eukaryota; Fungi; Ascomycota; Pichiomycetes; Serinales; Metschnikowiaceae. The record is from RefSeq and is a predicted model, not a curated record.
AUGUCUGUGGAAAGAUACAUUUCCAUCUGUUGGGAAAAUGUGCAGAGGCGAAAUUCGGCGAAAAGAGAAUUUCUCUACGUGACCGAAGUUCCGGCGCUUAUUGACGAGCUUCUGGACUUUGUGGGUGUAGCUUCGUUGAUCACAAAAGAUGAGAAACUGCUACUACAGAAAAUCAUACAGAACAAACCGCUUCUGCGAAUACAAAGAUCUGAAGUGGAGUCUUUCUUGCUACGGCUAGUGCGUUGCCGGACGACUGCAGAACUUUUGCUGAAAAGAGCUCACACUUCGGAAUACGAACUCAAACGUUUGGUGGAUGCGUAUCCAUCUUCUAAUCACACGCUUUUCGGCCGGUUUCGGGAAUCGUCGUCACAAGCAGAAAGCACGGGGCCGAAGAUAGAGCUGGACUUUGGUCGGCCCCGAAGUGAGCACGACGAGAGAUUCUAUGGAUCAAGAGAGCCGUAUAGGGUUGAAGAAAACAGGUUUUCCGACGAGGGAGAUUCGGCAUUUCGGAGGAAACCAAGAGACUUGUUUCUGUCUAUGGAGCCUAUAAACUCUGAACCCAAGUACAAGUUCUACGAGCCGAAAAAGUACCGGCUUCCAGGCGAAAUGGACUUUGACGAAAAAGCGCCCGCUGUCACGCCAGAGAACUCCGAAGAUUCGACAGUGACGAGGAUGUGGCAAAAAUUCAAGCGGGGAAACGAUACGUUGUUUGGUCGGUUCUGGCCCAAAACAGAUGACUUCACAGAGCGAAAAGCAGAGGAUCCAGAACUCAAACAGGCAAAGAACCUCAAUCAUUAUGAUGUCAAACUGGAUAAGAGCACGUUUCUAAGAAUGGAGGAGCGCCAAUUGCACAAGAAAAUCGAAGAAUUGGAGUUACUUUGCCAACGCUACGAACGUACUCUCGCGGAAAGUAAACAUGAUGAACAGACCCAGCUAAUCGAAGACCUCAAGCAGGCUAUAGAGAAGCAAAACAAGCUCAUAAUGGAACUUGAACGAAAAGUCAAGUUCUCCAGCAAUCUAAGUUAUGUUCAUCUGAUUCCACUCGUCAGAGAGUUAGUGAUGCUCUAUGCUUAUAACGAUGGAAACAGCAUAGGCACAAUAUUUCUUGGGAUCCUUGCCAUGUUUUUCAUGUUCACUAUUGUUUCCAACGCGUUGAAAUGCAUUUACUAUGUGUCGUUGGCCCUCGCAAGUCUGUUUCAGCGGGCUUCGGCUUCAGAAUCAGACUGUGAGCAAUUGACUUUUUCACUUUCGGGCCAGUGGCCAUGGCUCGAGUAUAAGUACGAUCAGGUCAUGGAGUGGAUGGGCUACUAA